This is a messenger RNA of Arabis nemorensis, 2112 nucleotides long. The record is from the annotation of a GenBank genome assembly. Lineage: Eukaryota; Viridiplantae; Streptophyta; Magnoliopsida; Brassicales; Brassicaceae.
AUGAGGGUUCACUUCAUCCUACAUAGAGCAUACUGCACAGCCACAACAAUUAACUCCAGUUUUGAGAUCUCUCGUCUCUCAAGGGUCGGUCAAAUCAAUGAAGCUCGGAAGUUUUUUGAUUCGUUACGCUUUAAAGCAACCGGUUCCUGGAAUUCAAUUGUCUCUGGGUACUUUGCAAACGGCAUGCCAAGAGAAGCACGCCUUCUGUUCGAUCAAAUGCCUGAGAGAAACAUCGUUUCGUGGAACGGCUUGGUUUCAGGGUAUAUUAAGAACGGGAUGAUUGAGGAAGCCAGGAAAGCCUUUGAGAUGAUGCCGGAGAGGAAUGUUGUCUCGUGGACCGCAAUGGUGAAAGGUUAUGUGCAAAAAGGCAUGGUUGCUGAAGCGGAGUCGUUGUUUUGGAUAAUGCCAGAGAAGAAUGAGGUUUCUUGGACUGUGAUGUUUGGUGGUUUGAUUGACGAGGGGCGUAUAGAUGAUGCACGUAGGUUGUAUGAUAUGAUGCCUGUGAAAGAUAUUGUAGCAAGUACUAACAUGAUUGGUGGGUUGUGUAAAGUAGGAAGAGUGGAUGAGGCAAGAACGAUUUUUGACCAGAUGCGAGAUAGAAAUGUGAUAACUUGGACCACGAUGAUUACAGGGUACGGGCAGAAUAACCGGGUGGAUGUUGCUAGGAAGCUUUUUGAAGUGAUGCCGGAGAAAACUGAAGUUUCAUUGACUUCCAUGCUUUUGGGCUAUACCCUGAGUGGAAGAUUCGAGGACGCUGAGGAAUUAUUUGAGGCAAUGCCGAUGAAGCCGGUUAUUGCGUGUAAUGCUAUGAUUGUUGGGUUUGGAGAGCAAGGAGAGAUAGCUAAAGCGAGGAGGAUUUUCGAUCAAAUGGAGGAUAGAGAUAAUGCGACUUGGCGAGGAAUGAUCAAAGCUUAUGAAAGAAAAGGUUUUGAAUUGGAGGCCAUUGAUUUGUUUGCUGAAAUGCAGAGACAAGGAGAAAGGCCGAGUUUUCCAUCAUUGAUCAGCAUUCUUUCUGUCUGUGCCACCUUAGCAAGCCUCCAAUACGGUAGACAGGUCCAUGCUCACUUGGUGAGAUGUCAGUUUGAUGUUGAUGUGUAUGUUGCCUCUGUUUUGAUGACCAUGUAUGUCAAAUGUGGUGAGCUUGUGAAAGCAAAGCUAGUAUUCGACCGGUUUCCCUCGAAAGAUAUUAUCAUGUGGAAUUCAAUCAUUUCUGGUUACGCAUCGCACGGGUUAGGAGAGGAAGCGCUUAAGAUUUUCCAUAAAAUGCCUUUUUCUGGUACCAUGCCAAACAAAGUCACCAUAAUUGCAAUUCUGACAGCAUGUAGCUAUGCUGGAAAAGUGGAGGAAGGGCUUGAGAUAUUUAAAUCAAUGGAAUCAAGGUUUUGCAUGACGCCAAUGGUUGAGCAUUAUUCUUGCACGGUGGAUAUGCUUGGGCGUGCAGGACAGAUAGACGAGGCAAUGGAAUUGAUUGAAAAUAUGACCAUCAAGCCAGAUGCUACAGUUUGGGGCUCGCUGUUGGGAGCGUGUCGAACUCACUCACGACUGGAUUUAGCCGAAGUUGCUGCAAAGAAACUUUUUGAAAUUGAACCGGAAAACGCUGGCCCAUACGUUUUGCUAUCUAGCAUAAACGCAUCUCAAGCUAAAUGGGGCAAUGUUGCAGAACUGAGGAAAAACAUGAGGGCAAGGAAUGUAAGUAAAUUCCCUGGUUGUAGCUGGAUUGAGGUAGAGAAGAAAAUGCACAUGUUCACUCGCGGAGGUAUCAGAAACCAUCCCGAGCAGGCGAUGAUAUUGAUGAUGUUGGAGAAAACAGAAAGAUUAUUGAGAGAAGCUGGAUAUAGUCCUGAUUGCAGCCAUGUGUUGCAUGAUGUAGACGAGGAAGAGAAAGCUGAUAACUUGAGAUGUCACAGCGAGAGACUCGCAGUGGCUUAUGGGCUCUUAAAGCUACCUGAAGGAGUACCCAUCCGGGUCAUGAAAAACCUUAGAGUCUGUGGAGAUUGCCACACCGCGAUUAAACUGAUUUCUAAAGCGACAGAGAGAGAGAUCAUUCUAAGAGAUGCAAACAGAUUCCAUCAUUUCAAGAACGGAGAGUGUUCCUGUAGAGAUUAUUGGUGA